GAUAGAGUGGAAAAGUCAACGGAUCUUGAUGAUUUAAAUAGUUGAUGCAAAGAUCGUUGAUUUAAUUUUCAUCAGCGGAUUGUGGGAUAAUCUGAUAGAAGAUAUUCUUGGCAGUUUCAAUAACGUCAAAGUCUUCGCGGAAGUUUAACUGUCGUUUGUCAACAGCAGAGUCAUGUUCAAGUACUUGACACUGUUCUGUGCCAUUUUGCUUGUCAGCUUGACGGCAGCCCAAGAUGAGAGAAAAUGUGUCAAUGGCAAGCAGUACUUUGACGGGUGUAAUGAUUGCUUUUGCGGUAAUGGACAUGUACUUUGUACGCUAAAGGCAUGUUUUGAUUCAACUGGACAAGCAGUUCCUGUUCAACAGCCAUCAGAAGACUUCUGGGAACAAUGAGAAUUCACCAUCAGCCAUGUUUAAUUAACCGACAAUUAAUUACAUGUGAAUAUAGUUUUCGAUAGCUCGUGACAUUCAAUUAAUUCAGCGUAAUGACAUCCAUCAAAAUCUGUGUCAAUUGAAUCUGUAAUAAUGUAGUAAAGUGGAAUAGUUCGUCAGUUAAAUUAACAGAAAAUAUAUUUUCUCCCCAGGAUUUUUUUUUGUUUGUCAAAUUGACACAAUUCCACAUAUUACAGUUGAAAAUACGAUUAAGGAAAAAAACUGAAUGAAUGUCUUCAGAGAUAGUGGUAUUAUUGAAUAAAAUUUAGAGCGGUCGCCGGGAUUUUAAAGUGAAA
Messenger RNA from Fopius arisanus, 726 nucleotides. Its product is annotated as serine protease inhibitor 3-like. The record is from RefSeq and is a predicted model, not a curated record. NCBI's taxonomy places the organism in Eukaryota, Metazoa, Arthropoda, Insecta, Hymenoptera, Braconidae. Gene Ontology annotation, molecular function: peptidase inhibitor activity. The transcript has 2 exons. The coding region runs from base 173 to 391 and encodes 72 amino acids.